CCGGUGGCAAGUGUACUGAUGGGUAGGGAGACGGCUUCUCUACAGUAGAGUACUCGCCUACUUGCGGGAUGGGAUGUUCUGUCCGACUGGCACCCCACAGUCUUCACAUGUGACGUUGAGAAUGCAGUGACGCGUGCCUUACGAAGAGCAUGGCCAGAAAGCCGAGUGGCCGGAUGUUGGUUUCACUCGGCAAUUAGCAUGAACAAGAAAGCGCGGACUCUGGGCCACGUACAGCUGCUACGCCAAAACCCUGCUGCCAGAAGAGUAUACAAGAUGUGCCAGGCCUUGCCUCUACUUCCAGCGAACAUGAUCGAGGAAGGGUACGACCAUGUUGUGAACUUCGCCCAGCAGGCAGGCGUCCUCCAAAAUCUCGUGGUGUUCCUCAACUACGUGCACCGUGUGUGGAUUACUGGUGUCGGUGUUGAGUCUUUCUCUGUUUAUAAACAGAGGAGACGCACCAACAACGACAUGGAGUCCUACCACAGAAAGUUGAGGGAUACCAUGAAUACUGCCCAUCCGAACGUGUGGGUUUUUACAGAUGGUCUGAGAGCGCUGGAAUGCGAGGCUUCAGUAACGCUGGCUUCGUUAUAAACGGGUCUCAACGCUGUCAGACCAUCUCGUCCGAGAUAUUUGUUGUCAAAGAGGACAAUAAAUACUCUCACCACACGCUUAGAUGACGGGCAGUACAGUGUUGGCGAGUUUCGGGAGGCGGCUAGUCACCAGCUGGACAACAUCCACAACGACGUCUACAACGUCGCAGGCGAAGAUGAAGACGACGAUGAGGAUGUUGUUGGUGUGGACGGUGGCAGAUUGCCGCCGGACGAAGAAGCUGGUGGCCAAGCUGCUGUAGCUGUACGUGGUCGCGACCGUGGAGCGGUAGCAAGAAGAGGCCGUGUUCGUCGUGGGGCAGUGGCAGCACGCGGGAGACGAAGACAUGUGGUGGUGUCUCAUACAAUACUAACUCAUUUCAAUACUUCCAUUGUGACAGUUUUCAUCCAUAUGUAAAUCAUACAUGAUACAGUAAAGUUCUUACUUUCCAGUCCAUGUUCAUGUAUGCUAUUUCUUCGGUCCAGUUUAGGAAUUAUAUCAGUAUUUAUAUACCUAAUCAGUAUCGUAUAACUCAUCAGUAAGUAAAUGGAUGCUGUGUCACCUCGAUUUUCUGUCAUUAAAAUUGCGUUUAUAAUCA
Molecule: messenger RNA, 1186 nt
Organism: Homalodisca vitripennis (glassy-winged sharpshooter)
Lineage: Eukaryota; Metazoa; Arthropoda; Insecta; Hemiptera; Cicadellidae
Exons: 4
Coding region: 199-591 (130 amino acids)
Source: RefSeq, a predicted model, not a curated record